ACGGCAUCAUUGGGACUACCUGUCAGAGCACACACUCUCUCUCUCUCUCAAGGAGGUCCUCCCCGCAGACUUGAGGACGUGACCAUGCCGCUCCAGGAGCAGCUGACCUCGGCCGCGGCCCGGGGAGAGGCGGCCGGUGUGGAGGAGCUCCUGCGGGCGGGAGCCCAGGUCAACGGCGUCAACCGCUUCGGACGGACCGCUCUACAGGUGAUGAUGAUGGGCAGCUCUCCGGUGGCUCGGCUGCUGUUGGCGCACGGAGCGGAUCCCAACGUGGCGGACGGACGCACCGGAGCCUCCCCGCUGCACGACGCGGCCCGGGCCGGCUUCCUGGACACGGUGCGGCUGCUGGUGGAGGCCGGGGCGGACCCGGAGGCCCGGGACGGUGCCAGGUCCCUGCCCGUGGACCUGGCCAAACGGAACGGCCACGCAGAGGUUGCGGCUUUCCUGGAGGCGCUCUGAGACGCGUCCUGCUCCUGCUGAACUUUUAUUUAUUCCAGCUGGAUCUGACAGCGAAAGCCUGAGGAGGCCCGCUGCCUCUGCCCGCUGCUGUUAGGCCGUGUAUGCAUAUGUAAAAGAAUAUAUAUAUAGCCUAUAUAUCAUAUAAUAUUUAUUGCUAUUUGCUAUGGUUCUCAUUAUUUUAUUUAUGGAAUCAGGCUGAGGCCCGGGCAGGUUUCCAUCCCCACAGUCCAUUAGAGGCCGGUUUAAGUUCUAUCAUUAAAGAGCUGUAUCGUUGUUUUGUUUUGGUAAUAUUUGUACAGGAAUUUUUUAUAAAUAUAAGAUUAUUUCGUUGAAAUAAGGUCCAAAUGUGCAUGUUGGAACUUCUGAUCGUGUUUAACACUGAACCAAAAAUAGCUCGGAAGCCAUGGCAAAUGUUUUGCACAUUUUAAAUGUUUUUUUUUUAUCUAAGGAAGGAGCUAUUGUCGAUUCCUACAAUAAUCUCCUUUCGUAAUAAAUUAUAUUCAAAUUUCGGAUGUUAUGCACUUUAAUAAAAAGCCAUUUGUCAAUGCGUUGUGUGAGAUGUUUUAGACAUCAGGGAAUAAGCGGUUACGAUAAUGGUUGGAUGGAUUAUAAAAGCGAUGUUCGAAUUAUUGUCCGAAUUCAACGAAAUAAAACAAGAAGGAUUUAAGUUUCAACCGAAUCCCUUCUGGGACUCUUAAAUAACUUUUAAAGGAUCGACUCUGUCUAAUGAAAGAAAUGCAUGUGACCUUAAAAAAAGAGGAUGAUAUUUUUAACUGGUCUAAUUACGGUGGGUUCAGGGGUCUAAACGCAGUUCCUAAAAUUACAACUUGCCCAAUUAAUGGUUUUCAGUGAUACAAUCGAGGCCAUAUUAAAGUACGGUGAAUGAAGUUAAAUUAAAUAU
Messenger RNA from Menidia menidia (Atlantic silverside), 1360 nucleotides. NCBI's taxonomy places the organism in Eukaryota, Metazoa, Chordata, Actinopteri, Atheriniformes, Atherinopsidae. The record is from the annotation of a GenBank genome assembly.